Molecule: messenger RNA, 2547 nt
Organism: Penicillium vulpinum
Lineage: Eukaryota; Fungi; Ascomycota; Eurotiomycetes; Eurotiales; Aspergillaceae
Product: threonine/serine exporter family protein
Exons: 1
Coding region: 1-2547 (848 amino acids)
Biological process (GO): transmembrane transport
Molecular function (GO): transmembrane transporter activity
Source: RefSeq, a predicted model, not a curated record
AUGCCGGGCGUCACCAAUCCACAUCCCAGUCCAAAUGAAGAAUACGCAGAAUAUCCUCUUCCAACCACCCCCAAUCCUGGCGAUCGCGAAAGCCUCGCGCGUGAGGACACUGUUGAUGCCAACCAAUAUGAUGCCGCACCCGAGCCACCACCAAGCCGUCGCGACCGAUCUCAUAGAGUUCGCUUUCGCUCAAUGAGUCUGCGCCAAAAUGAAAAUGAAUCUGCUUCACAUCCUUCAUCGCGCCCAUUACUACCGCUCCCAGGCCGUAGCCAAGUCCCGCCAUCCGGACCUAUCAACCCGCCGGCCCCCACACAUUCCCGCCGCGGCUCUGGCCUCGCCAACGUGCACACCCCCGAAGAGUUUAGCGAGUCGGAGAAACAUGAUGUCUUGGGUCAUAUGCACGGUCAUAUGGACCGUACCACAUCGGCCCGUGACAGAUUCAGAGCUACCGGUCAUCUUUUGCGACAGAAAACUAGCCGGUUGACGGAACGCCUCGGUCGCUCCCCGGAUGAGGGCGAGCCGCUCAACGCCGACUACAAUCCAGAUGACUUUCACAUCGACAUCCCAAUUGAGGAGAUGCAGGAGCGCCGCGCUCGUUAUGACGCCGAUCGAGAGCGCGCAUUGGAAAGUGGCGAGAAUUUUACUGAGUCGCCCCCUAGCGCCGAGGCUCAUCGUUUGGUCCGCAGCAUGACCGUGGUUGAGGAUCAGCUUCGGAAGCGGAAACCAAAGGGCGCAUACCAGCGUUCUGAUCAGACAACUCCAGAGAAGGACACUACUCAGCGAAGACGAUCCAGUGGAGUCAGCGGUAGCGGCGGUAUCUUGUCGCAGCUUCUGAGGCUUCAGGCGGCACAGAACGGGGGCUGGGGUUCUUCACGUCCGGAAAGUGUCAUCACCGAUGAUUCCGACAGCGAGACACAGGUGUCUUCCGGUGUCUCCACUCCAAAGAAGGGUUCCCUCUCGCCCCCUAUCCCUGCGUCCAUGCCAGCUUCGGGUUCCGCGACCCCGCGCAAGGAGAAGCUCAAAUGGUACAAGAAAUCGGCCCAUCGGUCCACCGCGUCGCUGAUCAAUGCCUCCAUGAACCUCAGUACUGCUAGUCUGCCUGCUGCGGCAGAGGCUGCUCCGGGUGUGCAACAUAAGAAACGGAAGAACAAGAAACAGAAGACCCGUCUGGAGGAUGAGAUUCGUGUAACCGUCCAUAUCGCAGAGAUCAUCGCACGUCAGCGGUACAUCAUGCAACUGUGCCGUGCGCUUAUGCGAUACGGUGCGCCGACCCAUCGUCUGGAAGAGUAUAUGCAGAUGACUGCCCGGGUCCUGGAAGUGUCGGGCCAAUUUUUAUAUCUGCCCGGCUGCAUGAUCAUGUCCUUCGAUGAUCCUACCACACGCACGGCCGAAGUCAAGCUCGUGCGAAUGGUGCAAGGAGUCGACCUUGGUCGCCUUGCUGAUACCCACAACGUUUAUAAGAAUGUUGUUCACGAUCUUAUCGGUGUCGAAGAGGCAAGUCAAGAACUAGACGAUAUUAUGCAACGCAAGCCGCGAGUCAAUAAAUGGAUGUUGGUCCUAGUCUACGGUCUUGCUAGUGCUACUGUCGGCCCAUUCGCUUUCAUGGCGCGACCGAUCGAUAUGCCCAUCAUCUUCUGUCUCGGUUGCAUUGUUGGACUGAUGCAGCACGUUCUCGCGCCACGGUCUACCCUCUACUCUAACGUCUUCGAGGUUACCGCUGCCAUUGUGACUUCCUUCCUUGCACGCGCAUUUGGCAGUAUCAUGGUUACCCGCAACGGUAAAUCCGAGACACUCUUCUGCUUCUCCGCUAUGGCACAGUCAUCCAUCGCUCUAAUUCUCCCUGGAUUCAUGGUCCUCUGUAGCAGUCUGGAACUGCAAUCUCACCAGAUCAUCGCUGGCUCGAUCCGCAUGGUGUAUGCGAUUAUCUACUCCCUAUUUUUGGGCUAUGGAAUCACAGUGGGGACUACGAUCUACGGGCUGAUGGAUGGCAAUGCGACAUCUGCAUCCACAUGUUCAGGCAUGGAAGUCUACGGGUCAAUCUAUGUCCGCACAUUCCCUUUCGUGGCUGUCUACGCUAUUUUCCUAGCCAUUGUGAACCACGGAAAAUUGAAGCAGAUGCCCGUCAUGGUGUUCAUUGCGUUGUCCGGCUACGUGGCCAACUAUUUCAGCACCACCAAGCUCGGCAGCAAUUCAGAAGUCGCCAACACUGUCGGCGCAUUCACCAUUGGUGUUCUAGGCAAUUUGUACAGUCGUCUCUGGCAUGGCCAUGCCGCCACCGCCAUUCUUCCCGGUAUAUUUGUGCUGGUCCCUUCUGGCCUUGCUUCUAGUGGGUCUUUGAUUGCUGGUAUCAGAUACGCCGACGAGGUUCGUCAGAACCUCGACAAAAAUAGCACUAGUACGGGUUCCAAUACUAUUUCAGAAACCUCAGUUGCCAGUCUCGGUUUCGGCAUGAUCCAAGUCGCGAUUGGUAUCACAGUCGGACUGUUUAUCGCGGCUUUGGUUGUCUACCCAUACGGCAAGAAGCGCACUGGUCUGUUCAGCUUCUAG